AUGUCGAGCAUAUUCAGUGUGCUGAUUGCAAUAGGAGGCGGAAUGGGUGGUUUUCUUUUUGGAUAUGAAAUCGGAAUCAUCGAUCAAAUCCUCAUUAUGGAUAGCUUCAAAAGCUAUUUCAACACCGCUGUUGAUCAGACAAACAUCAAUGGAAACAUUGCUUCUCUAUUUUUGGUUGGGUGUGUUAUCGGAGCGCUUGCUAUUGCUCUUUUUGGUGAUGUUCUUGGACGUAAACGUGCUAUAUUCAUUGGUGGUUGUCUUUUCUGUAUUGGUGCUGCAAUUCAAACAGGUUCAUCAAGUCUCGGCAUGCUAUACGGUGGAAGAAUAGUCGGUGGCUCUGGAAUCGGUGUAUUAUCAACCGUCGUACCUGUGUUUAUCGCUGAAUCAUCACCUGCCAAAAUUCGAGGAACUUUGACAGCUGUUUUCCAACUCAUGAUCACUUUUGGUAUCUUGGUCGCAUCAUGCGUCAACACUGGAAUCAUCAAAGGUCUCGAUGGACAAGAAGCCGAAUGGAGAACCGCUUUUGGGUUACAGAUGGCUCCUGGUGCUCUCUUACUUCUAUCAAUCUUGCUCUUGCCUGAAACUCCUCGUUUCCUCGCAAUGAAAGGCAAAAUGGAUGAAUGUCUCAAAGUUUUGGCUCGUAUUCGUGGACGUGCUGUAAAUUCUUCAGACGUACAAGCAGAAUACCGAGAAAUCCAAGUUGCUGUUGAACGUGAUCAAGCUAUCGGUGAAGCUAGAUGGAGUGAAAUCCUUCACAAAAGCAUUCGUCCUCGUGUGCUCAUGUGUAUCAUUCUGCAAAUCCUCCAACAAUGGACCGGUAUCAACGUCAUCCUUUACUAUGCGGGCUCUCUCUUCCAAGACAUGGGUUUUAGCCACGCUGAGUCUUCGACAUCCUUUAUUAUUGCUAACGCUGCCAUCAAUUUUUUGGCUACAUUCCCAGCUUUAUACCUCGUUGAACGAGCUGGACGAAAAACUCUCCUGGUUGUUGGUGGUAUUGGCAUCGCAAUCUCUCACACCAUGGUCACCAUCUGUCUCAAGAUCAGUCAAAACGGAAACCCAUCAGUUGCAUGGGGAGCAAUCGUCUUUGUUUACAUGUUUGUCUUCUUCUUUGCUAUAACUUGGGGCCCAGUAGUCUGGGUAGUUCAAUCUGAAGUGCUACCUUUACGAGUCCGAUCAAAGGGAACUGGUCUGGGAACACUUUCGAACUGGGUGAUGAACGCUAUCAUUGCCAAAGUCGCACCAGUCAUUUCAACAAACCUUGGUGCAUACCAAUAUCUCGUGUACGCUGGAUUUGGAGCUAUCAUGACGGUUUACGCUAUCUUCUUUGUUCCGGAAACCAAGGGUGUUGAACUAGAGGAUAUGGGCACUGUCUUCGGUCAUCCCGAAGAAGCUGCCAUGUCUAUGAUUGAUAGGAAGGAAGCUAUCUGA
This is a messenger RNA of Synchytrium microbalum, 1428 nucleotides long. RefSeq lists its product as uncharacterized. The transcript is spliced from 11 exons. NCBI's taxonomy places the organism in Eukaryota, Fungi, Chytridiomycota, Chytridiomycetes, Synchytriales, Synchytriaceae. Gene Ontology annotation, biological process: carbohydrate transport; transmembrane transport. Gene Ontology annotation, molecular function: carbohydrate:proton symporter activity. Bases 1 to 1428 code for a protein of 475 amino acids. Gene Ontology annotation, cellular component: membrane. The record is from RefSeq and is a predicted model, not a curated record.